GAAGCCAAAACUUUGUUUUAAUAUAAUUGAAGUAGAUGGUAAAUUGAAGAAAAAUGGAUAUGCAUAGUUUGAAUUUUAAUUUAUGUAUACUUUGACUGGAUACACAGACAAACAUUAAGCUCCACCUCAAAUGUGAUGUAAAGAGACAUUUGUGAAGUAUUAAAAUGAUUUAUGUAGAGGUAUUUAAAAUUAUUUCACUUACUAGGCUGCUUAUGCUUACUUAACUUGCUAUUAGGUUUAUACUAUAUCAAGAAUUUCAAAAACUUGAAAUUCUGAUUUUAGUCAGACUUUAUAUAGACAUGAUUCCAAAUGAGAUGUUAAUACUGUAGAUGAUUUCCAUUCAUCUCCUGUGGUGAGAAGUUAAGCAGGGAAUAGUCAUCUAUUUAUCUUGUACUGUCUUUGUUAAUGUCUCAAGAAACCCGGCCCAUUAUUGGGAACUUUGCUCCCAUGUAUAAGCAAAAUCACCAUAGGAUGAAAGAUUCAGGUUUAAUAAUAACUAAAACUCAUGGUAAGGAGUGGUGAACAUUUGGCUAACUGUUAAGAUCUUGCUGAAUUCAACUGGUCCAGGAAGAGAACCCAUCAAAAGGAACCAAAUAAUUUAGACGACAAUUCAAAAUCUUCACACUGAGAAACAACAAUGUCCUUCCUGAGAGAGAUCAGCCCAUUGGUGAGGAACACGUUUGUCUCAGAGAAGGAUGUUUUAUUGAGACUCGCAGCACAGAUUGCAGCUGAAAUACAACAGGGUGAGAGAAAGGACUAUAUUGAGGUUCUUGAUUUGUCUUCUGGAGAUCUCCACAGAGGGGGAAUAAAACCCAUCACCUUUGUUCGUCAAGUCCUUGCUGCUUGCUUCUAUCCAGCACUUUUGGAGGAUGACAGUCUGCCAUUAGAUGUUAAAGAAAGGGCAGAUGAUCUCCUUAGGCAAUGUGAUGGUGGAAGCGUAGGCUCCUAUACAGAUUCGUGUGGAAUCACCAAAAUCAAACACGGCUUGUCUAAGUUCAUUACCAGGAGAGAUGGAGGAGUUCCUUCCUCACCUGAUGACAUAUUCAUCACAUCUGGGUCACAGAUGGCUCUCAUGUUUAUGCUGAAGCUGCUGGUUCAGAGCAAGGUCCCUUGUCAGACUGGUGUGCUCAUACCUGUGCCCACCUAUGCUUCCUUUACCCUGGCUCUGGAGGACCAUGGUGCUGUCAUCAUACCUUACUAUUUGUGUGAGGAGCAGGGCUGGACACUGCAGGUGGAGGAGCUUCGCAGAGCCCUCCAUGCAGGUAGAAGGACCUGCAAUCCAGUAGCGCUUUAUAUCUGCAACCCAGGGAAUCCUACAGGUCACAUACAGAGUAGGAAGUCUAUAGAAGAAGUGAUUCGGUUCGCUGCAGAAGAAAGGCUCUUCCUACUAGCUGAUGAGGUGUAUCACAGCUGUGUGUAUAGAGAAGAUACUAAGUUUGAAUCCUAUAAGAAAGUGUUAUCAGAAAUGGGCUCUACUAUUUCCAGCACUGUGGAACUGGCCUCCUUCAAUUCUGCCUCCAAGGGCUUCAUGGGAGAGUGUGGGCUUCGUGGUGGCUACGUGGAGCUGGUGAAUCUUGACCCAGCGGUGAAGGAAUAUACUCGUAUACUUUUUUCCACUAGGUCCAGCCCACCUGUUGGUGGACAAAUUGCACUUGACCUCAUGGCGGAUCCUCCAAAACCUGGAGAUCCUUCAUUCCCCACCUUUUCUGAGGAGGUCCAGUCCAUUAAAAAUAUGAUGCGUAAAAAUGCUUGUCGGAUUCAGGAGGUCUUUGCUGAGCUACCGGGGAUCAGCUGCCAGCCAUUGAAGGCAGGAUUUUUUGUCUUCCCCUGUCUACACUUCCCUCCAAGGGCAAUAAAAUGGGCCAAGAAAAGGCAGAUGGAACCAGACAUGCUGUAUUGUUUGCAAUUGCUAGAGGAAACGGGUCUGCAUGUGAGGCCGGGCUGUGAAUAUGGACAAAGAAAGGACAGCCAUCACAUUAGGCUUUUGGUGGCAACUCAUGAGGACAUCAUGGAGGAUGCUCUACAAAGACUGAAGACAUUCCACAUGCGGUUCAUGAAGGAGUUUUCUUAGUGCCAUCUUAUUUGCUUUUGUCAGAUUAUGAGAUUUGUUUGAAAGUAAAUUGAAAAUGAAAUUCAAAACAUUGCUUAUUUUCUUACAGAGCUGAGAUAGAUGGUCAACACCCUUUGAUUUGAUUUAAAUUUCUCUGUUGUAAGGAUCAUCCACUGACCCAACAAUGAUACCCAGUUGCAUUGCUGCACGUUCUUUUUGUGGUGCGCAAAGUAAUUUAGUUCCAAUUAAACACUUUGUCGGCCUCAAAUUUAGGUUGAGAGGUUACAUGUAUAUUGGCCAUUGUCUAAUAAAUUAUUCAGACAUUUGAUUGUAAUUGUAUACUUUAGAUUGGAAUCCAAAUAAACACGUACAAUGUCACUCAGAGUCUUGCACCAGCCAUGCAUGUGGAUUUCAUGGUCACACACUCGCCAGUCAUGGUCAUUAGACAGAGGUAAUUGACUAAUACUAUUUAGAUGGCCACCCAUGCUUGUUCUUUUCUAAAAGUACUUAAUUUAGUACCCAAGGAUCUGUACACACUUAAAGCAAGAUUAUUUCUAGCCAGGAAUCAUGACCAUUAUAGAAAUACGAUGACCAGUUCUAUUUUCUCUAAUAGUUACUUUAAUAGUGCCUAAAUAAUUAAUAAUUUAAUUUCUCAUGGACAUAAUAUUACAGUAAUCAGAGGUUAACCCUAUUUAGUCAAGUAACACUGUCAUUCUAAACAGAAACUCCUGUUUUAGCUUUCAAUGUCUAAGUACACUGCUCAAAAAAAUUAAAGGAACACUUUGAAAACACAUCAGAUCUCAAUGGGGAAAAAUAUCAUGCUGGAUAUCUAUAUUGAUAUGGACUGGGUAAUGUUAGGAACAAAAGGAUGCCACAUGGUCUGAUGGAAAUUAAAAUGAUCAACCUACAGAGGACUGAAUUCAAAGACACCGAAAAUCAAAGUGAUGAUGCAGCAGGCUAGUCCAUUUUGCUGAAAUUUCAUUGCAGCAACUCAAAAUGGUACUCGGUAGUUUGUGUGGUCCCCACGUGCUUGUAUGCAUGCCUGACAAUGUCGGAGCAUGCUCCUAAUGAGACAACGGAUAGUGUCCUUGUGUAUUUCCUCCCAGACUGGUCCAGGGCAUCACUAUGCUCCUGCACAGUCUGAGGUGCAACCUGGCGGCGUCGGAUGGACCAAAACAAUGUCCCAGAGGUGUUCUAUUGGAUUUAGGUCAGGCGAGCGUGGGGGCCGUUCAAUGGUAUCGAUUCCUUCAUCCUCCAGGAACUGCCUGCAUACUCUCGCCAUGAGUCUGGGCAUUGUCAUGCACCAGGAGGAACCCAGGACCCACUGCACCAGUGUAGGGUCUGACAAUGGGUCCAAGGAUUUCAUCCCGAUACCUAAUGGCAGUCAGGGUGCCAUUAUCUAGCCUGUAGAGGUCUGUGCGUCCCACCAUGGAUAUACCUCCCCAGACGAUCACUGACCCACCACCAAACCGGUCAUGCUGAAUGAUGUUACAGGCAGCAUAACGUUCUCCACAGCUUCUCCAGACCCUUUCACAUCUGUCACAUGCUCAGGGUGAACCUGCUUUCAUCUGUGAAAAGCACAGGGCGCCAGUGGCAGACCUGCCAAAUUCUGGUGUUCAAUGGCAAAUGCCAAUCCAGCUCCAUGGUGCGGGGCAGUGAGCACAGGGCCCACUAGAGGACGUCGGGCCCUUAGGCCACCCUAAUGAAGUCUGUUUCUGAUUGUUUGGUCAGAGAUAUUCACACCACGCCAUCCUG
Messenger RNA from Megalobrama amblycephala (Wuchang bream), 3805 nucleotides. Its product is annotated as alanine aminotransferase 2-like. NCBI's taxonomy places the organism in Eukaryota, Metazoa, Chordata, Actinopteri, Cypriniformes, Xenocyprididae. Gene Ontology annotation, biological process: biosynthetic process. Gene Ontology annotation, molecular function: pyridoxal phosphate binding; L-alanine:2-oxoglutarate transaminase activity. The transcript is spliced from 11 exons. The record is from RefSeq and is a predicted model, not a curated record. Bases 638 to 2071 code for a protein of 477 amino acids.